Molecule: messenger RNA, 1143 nt
Organism: Penicillium diatomitis
Lineage: Eukaryota; Fungi; Ascomycota; Eurotiomycetes; Eurotiales; Aspergillaceae
Exons: 1
Coding region: 1-1143 (380 amino acids)
Source: RefSeq, a predicted model, not a curated record
AUGGCUGAAGCAGGGAAUGUGCAGGUUGCAUCUGGAAAUGCGCCACUAGAGAUUUCCGCAGAUAUGUCGUCCACGGUGCAGGGACAUGCUGGGUUGGAGGACUCGCCAGGCGAAGCUGAGCCGCUGGUCGGAAAGCCCGCUACUAAUGUGCGAGCACCGAAGCCCGCCAGCCUGACGUGGCCGCAAGCUCGACAAGAUGAUCCUAACCGUCUCGGUCGUCAUGGUGAAAGCGCUUAUCUCGGAAUUGGUGCUGUGGCCAGCGGGCCGGUUUCGCCAACAUCACCCAGAGCUUCGUCCGAAGGCUUCCGUUCACCAACCCUCUCAGACCGACAAAUGUAUGCGCACAGACAGCCAUCUUCUCCAGGCGCGGCUUCACAAGUGCCUCGUCUGCACUCUCCAGCUUCUCAGAUCUUUGAGCGAAGCGUUCAAGAAGACAUGCUUCCCUCGCAAGCUUCUCCAUCGAUACCUGCGCAUCUGCGUACCGAGAAUUACAUCCCACCUGUGCUCGAAGCAUCCUCCGCUGCGAUUACCGAUGAACAUCUGGACCCGGAUUCCGUCGAAAUACUUACACAUAGCAUUCAUCAGCCUGCUGCGGCGACUAUGAACGGCUCAUCGACAGCAGAUCAGUCCCUGGCGUCCUCUAGCCAUCUUGAUCAAUCGGGAUUCCACUCUUUCGAGACUGAUGAGGCCUCCUCUGCUCAUGCCGUGGCCGAUCCAACAGACGUGCGACGUCUGAGUUUCAUUUCAUUCGCCGACGUCGUCAACGCUGAGCAUGCGGAGAGUGGCGACUUGAUCUAUCGUGAGUCGUCUAUGGGAGGUGGCUCUGGCCACUUGGUUGGCGCUGGUCGCUCUCCAUCACCCUUACGAUCGCCCACUUCCUCGCACGGAUUAGGUACAUCUCCCCCGACGAGUAUUGCAGCCUCCUUCAAGGGAAUGGACAUGACACCCAACAAUGGAACCCGUGGACCGGGAAGUCCACUUCCCAUGGCACAGAGUCCGGUCUCUUCCAAUUUUGGCGGCGAACUCCAAGUUGAGACUAUGCGACAAGCUCUCAGGCGUACCGGUAGUGGUGAUCUCAGCGGUUUUGCUACUCAGGCAAGCACUGGUUUUGGCGGCGAAGAGACUCCGGACCGCCAUCUUUGA